Messenger RNA from Cylas formicarius (sweet potato weevil), 3355 nucleotides. RefSeq lists its product as uncharacterized. Gene Ontology annotation, biological process: proteolysis. Gene Ontology annotation, molecular function: serine-type endopeptidase activity. The record is from RefSeq and is a predicted model, not a curated record. The transcript has 7 exons. The coding region runs from base 280 to 3009 and encodes 909 amino acids. Lineage: Eukaryota; Metazoa; Arthropoda; Insecta; Coleoptera; Brentidae.
UGUUUCCAUCGCUGUUGCUGAGGCCGACAGCGCGCGCGCGUUCUUUUGUUUUCGCCGGCCCGAUUGAAGAAACGAGUCGCAUGAAGAUGACAACGGACUGAUUCUAAAAGAAGAAAAACGACUGGCAAAUUUCAGAAACAAACAUCGGCGUCGGAACGAUGCACUAUUGAGAACUUCCAAAGGGGACGCCGAGACUCACUCAAAGUAAAGAAAACGCCACCAGAAUCCCCAACUUCAUAGGUCGAGAUAGCAGUAGUCACUAAAUGGGAUUUGGCCAGCAUGAACAAAAUUCAUUCUACCGUCCUGACUUCGGUGUUGAGCGUUUUGCUGAUCCAAGCUGCCGAUCCUCCUUACGAGAAAUUCCCUGCUUCAUUGAUUCAGCUCUUGCCAACUUCUGAGCAAGUUAGACCGAAUAUAACUACGGAUAAAGGUAAAAACAAAACCAUCACCAAACGGUUGUACGAAGAAUCGUCUCCGCAGCCGAACGAUUACGAUAAACUCCUCGAGCACAACUUUGCCAGGUCGCUGCUCAAUCUUUACCAAAAGGAAAUACAUGACGAUACAGCGUAUGAGUCAGGUCAGAUCCCUUACAGGAUAUCCAAGGAGGAUUACGUGGACAGUUUUAAAAUUUUGAGCAAGGACGAGCUAGAUCUGUUGAUCGAAGGUGGUGACAAAUACCAAGAAGGUAGUUUCGAAGGAUACAGCUACGAUCCCCCGCCUGGGAGUGACGGUGCCACUAGUUUCGUAUCCCUAGGUGGUGAAGGGACCUACGGACCUCCCUCGUAUGGUGACAGUUAUGGCGAUUCGCCCCCUUUGCCUUCGAAUGGAGGCGCUGAAGGUUACAGAGAACGACCUCCACCGCUCAUCAACUCGGCGUAUUCACCACCCAACGAUGGAAAUGGGCCUGCCUUGAGUGUUGACGGUAAUGGUUAUCCGGAGACUUUCGGUGGAACUAUAGCCAGUGGUGAGAUCUUGGUGGGUGGUUCCGAGUUUCUGGACAACGAACAUUUGAAUGGAGGCCACCAGCCAAUAGGCAAUGGUAAUUUUCAAGAAGAAAAAAGAAUAAAUGGUGGAUAUCAAGAAAUACCUCAACGUUCAAACGGAGAAUAUCAGCCAGAUAACAAACAAACAGGUGGUGCCGGAAUUAACGGUAACUCGGCGUCCAAGGAUCAGUACUCCCAGCAGGAAGAGCAAAAACGUUCGAAGGAGAACUCUGCUCAUCCCAACGUACAGUCUGGAUUAGCGACCAACGAUGCAGAUAGUUUGAAAGGUUAUAAAAUAUAUCCGGUCGAAACUGCGCAAAUUAUAGAAGCUGAUGGUGCCCAAUCGUCUCCAAAGGGCUCUUCUCCCGCUAACGGAAAAAUCUCUCCACAAAAUGAAAAUCGUUACGAAGGUAUUGAGACGCCUCCUGGUAUCGACAGCAUACCACUGGAGGCUGAGGACGAAUUCCAGGGCACCACGGAUUCCUACGGAAAGGCGAGAGGUGCGAGAGAUCACCGCACCAAGACUGCACUGGUGAAACGUACUGACAUUUCCAAUAGGAGAGACGAUGUUUCGGUUGAGGAUUCCGCCAAAGAACAUAUAGGGGAAAUACUCCCAGCAAAUUAUAAACCGCAAGUGUCCAACGCCCUGGUUCUGGGGAGAUACCCAGACCGAAGAAUGAGGAAGUCGUACCAGUACGACGAGAGUUUCAAGCCAUUGUCUCCUCCAGCACCGAUAGUGCGCAAGCCGAUCACUUUUCCUGGCGAAGGUUUCGACGGAACCAAAGCCAGACACGAGUUGAACGCCUAUCGGUACCCCAGAAGGUUGAGGGGUCCUUAUGAUAGCUUCCAACCGUACUACGAUCCUUCCGCGAGGUACCAGACUUUUCCCGGGUCGUCUAGGCGACCGAGGGUCAUAUUUCCUAGCGAUCUAGUGCAGUUCAGGGAACCUGCCACCAGCGGGAACCAUCAGGAGGAGGUAGAUUGGUUGGCGGGUGAUAACAGUCUGCAAGACUUGCAAGAGCAAGAUACCAGGGAUAGAGGUGACGUAAAAUUAUGCCCCCAAGGGGCUACUUGCGAAUUCUUCCUCACGUGUUGGUUCUCUGGCGGGCUCGUCGACACCCCCUGCGACGGCAUCUUGAGGGGCUGCUGCUUCAGGGGAGUGGCGAAGACUAGUUUGUUGAACACCGCCCAGGCUAUAGGGACGAUUGACGCUCCCCCCGAGUCCCCAAAAAGUAGACAAGUCGGAUCGUUCGAGAAUAUUCGUUGCGGCAUACCAAACAGGCAGCAGGCACAGAGGCGUAUCGUAGGAGGAGAAGAGGCUGGGUUUGGAACCUUUCCUUGGCAAGCUUAUAUCCGAAUUGGUUCUUCAAGAUGCGGCGGUUCUUUAAUCAGCAGGAGACACGUGGUCACGGCGGGCCACUGCGUCGCACGUGCCACCCCCAGGCAGGUACACGUGACAUUGGGUGACUACGUCAUCAAUUCGGCAGUGGAACCAUUGCCAGCGUACACCUUCGGAGUGUCCAAUAUUCAGGUGCACCCCUUCUUUAAGUUCACACCCCAAGCGGAUCGCUUUGACGUCGCCGUCCUCAGAUUGGACCGGGCCGCUCACAAUCUUCCCCACGUUAUUCCCAUAUGCCUGCCCGCGAAGGGGGAAAGUUUUCUCGGGGAUGUGGGUCACGCCGCCGGGUGGGGUGCCCUUAGUCCGGGCUCCAGACUCCGGCCACAAACUUUGCAGACGGUUCAGGUGCCGGUGAUUGAUAACAGGCAAUGCGAAAGAUGGCACAGAUCCAAAGGUAUCCAGGUGACUAUCUACGACGAGAUGAUGUGCGCGGGGUACAAGACAGGCGGAAGGGACAGUUGCCAAGGCGAUUCCGGGGGCCCCCUAAUGCUUCAGAAAGCGGGCAGGUGGUUCCUGAUAGGGAUAGUGUCGGCUGGAUAUUCUUGCGCCCAGCCAGGCCAGCCGGGAAUCUAUCACCGCGUCGCGCAUACCGUCGAUUGGAUAACGAGAGCUGUGGCGGCGAGAUGAGAGACCCACGCGGACGGCCGAAACGUCGCGACACGCACAAUUUUAUUCAGCGCGAUCGUACGAAUAGUCCGGGACGGGAGAGGGGGUAACUGUGUGGACGUUCUUGAACGCGCGCUAGAUGCUAUAUAAUAUAUAGUUUCAUACAGAAGACUUGCGGAUAAUUAAUUUAAAAAGCUAUAGGAGGGAACGAAAAGAGUGGGGCGGCUAGUAUAGUGACUACCGGCCAAGUAUUUAACGACUAACCGUUUUAAAAAUUAAAAAAAAACUGUAUAUUUUGUACAUUUUCGUAGUCGUAGAUAUUUAAAAGCUUAAUUAAAUACGAUAUAUUUGUAAGCACGUUUUUACC